Diabrotica virgifera virgifera (western corn rootworm) is the source of this 372-nucleotide messenger RNA. RefSeq names its product THAP domain-containing protein 1-like. The record is from RefSeq and is a predicted model, not a curated record. The transcript has a single exon. Lineage: Eukaryota; Metazoa; Arthropoda; Insecta; Coleoptera; Chrysomelidae. The coding region runs from base 1 to 372 and encodes 123 amino acids. Gene Ontology annotation, molecular function: sequence-specific DNA binding.
AUGAGGUGUGCUGCGUGUACGUGUAAUUCUGACAAUCAGUCAAAGAAAAAUCCGUGUGAUAAAAGCGUCAAGUUUUACCGAUUUCCCAAAGACUCUAGUUUGUGCAAGCAGUGGUUACAUGCUACAAAAAGAAGAGACAAAGUGAACGUUAAAACCGCUGUUAUUUGUUCCAAACAUUUUCUGGAGAGUGAUUAUGAAACCAAUUUAAGACAUAAACUUCUUAUUAGUUACACUCCCAAAAAUUAUCGUGGUUUGAAAGACGAUACAGUUCCUACCCAGAAUCUACCCCUAUCCCAAGUUUGUUUUGAUAAUCUAAACCUAAACGGAAUCGAAAACUUCUUGCCAAAAAGAGGCAAACGUCUCAACUUGUGA